AAGUAUUGCGUGUCCCGCGGGCUGUCAUUUCCAUAGCCUUUCGUUCCUCCAGGGAGAGAGGUUUUACCAGUUACAGUGCUAGGGUUUUAGUUCUUUCCUUCUGAAAUACUCGAUUGAUUCGAUGUACAGGCACAGCAUCUCCUCCAGAUUUUCCCUUCUCACGCAACGGUUCCACCCAUCUUUUAUUCACCCUCUUCUACAUGACGAUGGCGAUAAACACGACCGUCCCCCCUCAAAUGCAUCUGAACCUCAAACAAGUCACCUCACAGGACACAAAUUCUACAAGGAUCUCAACAGUGCCACUGCUAGAUUCAGUUCGAUGUUUCAAGGCAGAGUAGGUUUUGCCCCCACUUAUCAUCUGGGUCUUGGAACCUCUUUUUGUAGCUAUUCGUCGAGCACAAUCCGAGAUGUUUUGGAUAAAAUUGAAUACAUGAGUGAUGUUGCUGACAUCCUUGUGGAGAAAAGUGUGGAAGGAGCGGCCACGCAAGCCCCUGUCGCUAGUGAAGUUGCCAUUGCAGCAGCAGAUUCAUUCUUCCCUGUUGCCGCGUUGCAGUAUCUUAUUGAUGGCAUUCAUUCUUUUACUGGCUUAAAUUGGUGGGCAGCCAUUGCUCUAACAACCAUUGUGAUUCGAACUGCUACAGUUCCACUUCUAAUAAAUCAACUUAAGGCUACUUCAAAACUUGCUGCAAUGGGACCGCAAAUGGAAGAGAUCAAACAACAGAUGAUGGAUUCAAUGGACCCUAAGGCUACUGCAGAAGGUCAGAAACGAAUGAAGGCACUGUUCAAAGAGUAUGGAGUCACUCCAUAUACUCCGUUGAAGGGGCUUUUUAUCCAAGGUCCUGUUUUCAUCAGCUUUUACUUGGCUAUAACAAACAUGGUUGAGAAAGUACCAUCAUUCAAAGAAGGUGGGGCGUUCUGGUUCGUUGAUCUGACGACUCCUGAUAGUUUAUACAUCUUUCCAGUUCUAACAUCAUUGUCUUUCUUAUUGACUGUGGAGUUGAAUGUGCAAGAGGGUAUGGAAGGAAAUCCUGUUGCUGGAACCAUGAAAAAGUUCUCCAGAAUUCUUGCUGUUCUGACAAUUCCAUUUACAAUGAACUUCCCAAAGGCCAUAUUCUGUUAUUGGGUUACCUCAAACCUGUUCUCACUCACGUACGGAAUUGUCAUUAAGCGCCCUCCUGUGAAGAAGUUCCUCGGACUUCCUGACCCAGUUCCGCCACCAACAACUGCACCACAGCCUGGCUCCUCUAUUUUUGGGGCAUCCAACCUGCUACUUGGGAGACUCAAGACCCUAUUGGGGGAAUAUAAAUCAGCAGCACUGGUCUCUUCUGCUUCACCUGUGAAGCAACCCAAACUUCCAGAUACAAGAAUAUCUUCAUCUUCUGUUAUCAGUCGGAGGGUUGCAAAUCUAGAAAAGGCAGUGAAAAGAAGAAAGAAAACAAAGAAGAGGUGAGUUGAUCAGCAUUUCCAAAAUCAGAUUAUUGCACCGAGAAUUGUGGAAUUUAAUCUCUGCUUGAAUCAAUGAUCCACAAGGCAUGGCAGUUGAAGAGUAGGAUUUGAUGCUCCAUGAUUCAUAACAAUUCAAGGAGGGAUAGGUGAACUUUUAAAAUAUGAGAAGCAAUUCUCCAUGUGUAGUAAUUUUGGUGAAUUUUGAAUGACAUCUCAUAUAUAUGCGUUGAGCUAUCUGCCUUUUUUUUUAUAUACGAUUUUUUGGACGAAAUUGCCCCCAGCGGGUAUGUUCAAUGAGGAACAACAACAAUGUUAUUUAAUGGAUUUAUAGAGGGUUAUUUCUAUUGUAAAGGAUUAUGAUGAAUUUUUUAAGGAUGGAUAAUGGUUAAGAUAUGCAUUGUUAGCAUA
Molecule: messenger RNA, 1854 nt
Organism: Magnolia sinica
Lineage: Eukaryota; Viridiplantae; Streptophyta; Magnoliopsida; Magnoliales; Magnoliaceae
Product: mitochondrial inner membrane protein OXA1-like
Exons: 10
Coding region: 122-1450 (442 amino acids)
Biological process (GO): mitochondrial respiratory chain complex IV assembly; protein insertion into mitochondrial inner membrane from matrix
Cellular component (GO): mitochondrial inner membrane
Molecular function (GO): membrane insertase activity
Source: RefSeq, a predicted model, not a curated record